Messenger RNA from Exophiala viscosa, 1746 nucleotides. RefSeq names its product pectin lyase fold/virulence factor. The transcript has 3 exons. The record is from RefSeq and is a predicted model, not a curated record. Gene Ontology annotation, molecular function: polygalacturonase activity. Gene Ontology annotation, biological process: carbohydrate metabolic process. Bases 243 to 1604 code for a protein of 453 amino acids. NCBI's taxonomy places the organism in Eukaryota, Fungi, Ascomycota, Eurotiomycetes, Chaetothyriales, Herpotrichiellaceae.
ACAGUAUGAGCGAGGAGCAACGCGGAGAUUCUUGAUCGGCGUUCAAUCCGGCCUCUCAUGUUGUGACCUUCCUAAUCAAACCUCAAGCACGGAAUGUUAUGCCCGCUGGAACUGCCGAUGGGGAAAAGGCAAUGAUGGAUCUGGCACUCUCUCAUUGUUCAGCAUAUAAGAUGGCCUUGAUCCUCCAGCACUUGGCAUAAUCGAUGCAUCCAAAUCGGUAGGCUUUGUUGGGAGCAGUCAAAAUGCAUGUGUCUACGAUCGCGGGUUGCGUGCUAUUGCUGGCCGCUUCCGCCUUUUCUAGCACUCCGCACCACAGCAACAAGAGAGCAAAUACUUGCACGGUCCCAAGCAAAUACAAGUCAUCUGGAGGAACCGCUGACGAUUCCUCGGCCAUAGCGUCUGCAUUCGCAAAGUGCUCGCAAGAUGCGACCAUUGUCUUCAGCGAAGGAGCCGACUACAAUGUCCUCCAGCCUAUUCACGCUACCAACCUUUCCAACGUCGUUAUUCAAAUGCAAGGCACGCUUCACCUGCCACAAAACAUCACUGCAAUCCAGGCUGUAGUCAACAAGACGACGGCAGCAACAAAUGCAUCUGCCCUCUAUUGGUUCACACUCGGCGGCAACGAGGUCGAGUACAUUGGCACGCAAAACGUGACCAACGGCUGGAUCGACAGCUACGGUCAAGCAUGGUGGGACGCCAACCCUGUGAACGGAAGCGGCACAGCGUCACGCCCACACCUGAUGAGCUUCAACGUGACCAACGGAGCGAUGCGGUACUUCAAAUCACGCAAACCGAUCGCCUGGGGCGUACAGGUGAGCGGGAAGAACAUUACCAUCACCGACUCUGUCGUCGACGCGGUAUCCAACAGCACAGCAUUCCCGUUCAACACCGACGGCUUCGACGUCGGCGGCAGCGACAUCUCAAUCCUCAACAGCGUCAUAUUCAACGGCGACGACGCGAUUGCCGUACAGUCCGGCGCACAUAACAUCCUGUUCCAGGGCGGGACGAUCGGAUACCAAAGUCAUGGAAUGUCAAUCGGAUCACUGGGCCAGGACCAGACGCAGUUUGCGAAUGUUUCUAACAUCACGUUCGACGAUAUCACUGUCAUCAACGCGGUGUAUGCCUCGCGCUUCAAGUCGUGGAUCGGAGGUCAGGGGUUGGCGAAGAACAUCACUUGGUCGAAUCUGAGGGUAUAUAAUGUGACGUUUCCCAUCUUUGUGACUCAGACGUACGUAAAUCAGGGGUCGCCUCAGACGCAACUUCAGAAUGGGACGACGGUGGGAAGACCGAAUAACUCGACGGUGAAUAUGGAGGGGUUCACUUGGGCUAACAUUACGGGGACGAUCAAUUCGUUUAAUCCGGGAGAUGGAUCGUGUGUGAGCGAUCCCUGCUGGUAUAAUGUUGGACUGCCGGAUCUCCAGCACACCGAGGCCAUUAUCGUUGAAUGCAACACCAACUCUUCUUGCAAGGACUUCGUGUUUGAUAGUAUUCAGGUUUUUCCUGAAACGAUGCAGGCUGCCACAGUGGUUUGCAUGAAUGCGACGGCCACGUUGAACGCGGAUCUGGGCUUCCGAUGUGGCAACGGCACGUUUGUGCCGCUUUGAAUGAAUGGGAGAUUCGUCGUAGCUGUGGACGAAGGGAUGAAGCAUGCAGCACGUGAACACAACGCAGGAAAGGAGAGCAGCUGGUGGACCGUGCCUGACGGCGAUGGCCAGAAGUGAUUGAGAUGGGUGACUGCGUGAUCAU